AUGUUUUCCCAGGAGUUAAGCUCACACAAUCUAUCAUGUCACAGGAGGAACCUCACGGAUCUGUCUAACGACCAACUCUCUCCGCCAGCAGUCACCUAUCCGUCGACGCUGAUGGACUCCGUUUCGCCUAUCUUCCAACAGGGGAUUCCAAUUCGGGACUCCUCGUGGCCCGUGGAUAGUCAGGUCUCUGCUAUGCAUGGUGACUCUGAACCAACUCGAGCACUCCCGGUCUCGCUUCAUCCGCAGAUCUCAGCGACUUCGUUAAGUUCUAGCGCGAGCUUACCCAGUGUUCUGAUUAACCCGGAGUCUUCCUUGUCUGGAGUCGUCGAUCAGCCCUCUCUUGAGGGGUUGCCUCGUGCAACAGAGCAGUUCAGGGUUAUAAUCCCUCGCAAAGGCUUUGGAAUCACGUCCUACCAUAUGUCCGUCGCAUCAGAUGCGUACCUUGCCGGCCUAACGCAGCCGAACGAUCAGAACUAUGUGUGGGCGAGCCUUCGCUUUCAGCCAUUGCAGCCACUGUCGGGGCACCUGAGUCAACAUUUCCCACACCCCCAAUCAUCUCUCUCCUCCGGCUUCUCAGCUCACUACAAUGGCCAGUCAAACGGUGUGAUGUACAGUUACCCGCCCCAUGGUUACCAGGUCCCUUACCUGGCCGCGAAGCAAGACAAUGCCUUCCCACAGAAUCAAUCUCAAAGCCCAUCGCUAGCUCGGCCGCUUCGCCCUGACUCUACUCCUGGCACUCCCCCUUUAUCCGAGCAACCCCUGAUGAUCUCCUCUUCGUCCAAUCAACUCGCCUACAAUCUCCUCGAUGCACCCUUCAUUCCCUCCUCACACCUAUCGUCCAAGUCCAUUAGCUUGCAAUCACCUUCACUAGUCUCCAAUGAAACGGUAUAUCCGUCGCCAGAAUCGGUGCCUACCACCUCAGAGUCGGAACACCAGAUUCGAGUAAUUAGUUCGCGAUCGCGACUGCAAUGCUGGGACCACGGCUGCAACGGCCGGGAGUUCUCGACUUUCGGCAACCUGCUGCGUCACCAGCGCGAGCAGUCCGGCUUGGUGGUUAAAGCCGAAUGCCCCACUUGCGGCACCACUUUCACUCGCACCACGGCGCGCAAGAUCCAUGUUGCGCAGGAAAAAUGCAAGAGUGGAGGCUGGGAAUCGUCAGCUGAGUAG
Messenger RNA from Penicillium lagena, 1167 nucleotides. RefSeq lists its product as uncharacterized. Lineage: Eukaryota; Fungi; Ascomycota; Eurotiomycetes; Eurotiales; Aspergillaceae. The transcript has 6 exons. The record is from RefSeq and is a predicted model, not a curated record. The coding region runs from base 1 to 1167 and encodes 388 amino acids.